This is a messenger RNA of Andrographis paniculata, 2553 nucleotides long. RefSeq lists its product as uncharacterized. Gene Ontology annotation, molecular function: FAD binding. The coding region runs from base 238 to 2400 and encodes 720 amino acids. The record is from RefSeq and is a predicted model, not a curated record. Lineage: Eukaryota; Viridiplantae; Streptophyta; Magnoliopsida; Lamiales; Acanthaceae. The transcript has 11 exons.
AAAUCCUCUGCUAUAUCACACACCGCCGCAAUCUUCCGUCUUCCUCUACCUGUAUCUGUAUCUGUAUCUGCCCCGUCGGUCGUCUUCCUCUUCCUCUUCGUAUUUCCUUCCCUGUCUUUGCCUUUUGGUUCCAACAGUGAACUGUGGGUGGCUGCCUUUUCGAGGUCUAAACAGAACGGCUUAGCGCCAACAAUUCCGGCAGGCUACAGAGAUUGAUUCGCUGCAGGUAGGCCUCGUAUGGCCGCAAUGGCAUUUCUAAGGCCCGUGAGCAGAUUCCAUGGACCAAAAAUCGACGCCCUGAAAUGCACUUUGUAUGUCCAGAGAAGGAUAUUAUCUGGCGGAGGCGGAGGUGGUCGAAUUAACACUAGCGAUUCAACAGUACCAGUUUUAAUUGUUGGCGCAGGUCCUGUUGGCCUCGCCCUCUCUUAUUUUCUCAACAAUUUAGGGGUAAAAUGCACAAUUGUUGAGAAAAGAAAAGCCUUUUCACAACAUCCUCAAGCUCACUUCAUUAACAAUCGAUCAAUGGAGAUAUUUAGGAAAUUAAAUGGCUUGGCGGAUGAGAUUUUAAGGCAUCAACCACCCGUCGAUUGGUGGAGGAAGUUUAUAUACUGCUCCUCGCUCACGGGUCCAAUACUUGGUUCUGUUGAUCAUAUGCAAUCACAAGAUUUUGACAAAGUUGUGAGCCCAGUAUCGGUUGCCCAUUAUUCACAGUAUAAACUUAUGAGGUUGCUAAUUAAACACCUUGAGGACAUUGGGUUUCAAGUUACGGACAAGACAAUGAAUACCAGUGAAUUUGAACUUGCCGAAAAACAAAUAGUAAUGGGCUGUGAAUGCACAUCUAUCGACAUUUCUGAUGGUGGUGUAACAGUGACUGGACAUCUAGCAAGGGAGGGAAAGCACAUAACCAAAGAUUUUCCAUGUAAUUUCGUUGUUGGCGCAGAUGGUGCAGGAAGUGUGGUUAGAAAAUUGAUGGGAAUACAGAUGAGAGGCGAGCAAGACUUGCAAAGGCUUAUCAGUGUACACUUUACAAGUCUCGAUCUUGGACAGUACUUGAUAAAUGAGAGGCCGGGAAUGCUGUAUUUUAUCUUUAAUACAGAAGCCAUAGGUGUCAUUGUUGCUCAUGAUUUGGAGCAAGGAGAAUUUGUGUUGCAAGUACCUUUUUAUCCUCCUCAGCAGAAGUUUGAAGAUUUUAGCUUCGGGAUGUGUGAGAAAUUAAUCCUCAAUCUGGUUGGCCGAGAGCUUGCAGACCUAAAUGUCUUGGAUGUAAAGCCUUGGGUGAUGAAUGCAGAAGUUGCUGAUACUUUCUUAGGUGGUAAUAACCGAGUAAUACUUGCCGGGGAUGCUGCUCAUCGCUUCCCUCCUGCUGGUGGCUUCGGAAUGAACACCGGCAUCCAGGAUGCUCAUAAUCUUGCCUGGAAGCUGGCCUCUGUAAUAAAGGGAAUCUCACCACCGACAGUGCUUUCUACAUACGAGACUGAGCGUAAGGAGAUUGCAGUUUAUAAUACAACCCUAAGUGUAAAAAAUUUUAAAGCAGCAAUAGCUGUCCCAGCAGCUCUAGGUCUUGAUCCAAGUAUUGCUAACUCAGUUCAUCGCUCUUUGAAUGGUACUCUUGGCUCCAUCCUACCUUCCGGCGUGCAAAAGACUAUUUUAGACGGAAUUUUCAGCAUAGGGCGUUUGCAGCUUUCCAAUUCUCUUUUGAAUGAGAAUAAUCCUCUCGGGUUUUCAAGGCUUUCUAAACUUAGACGUAUAUUUGAAGAAGGAAAAAGCCUCCAACUCCAGUUUCCUGCCGAAGAUCUUGGUUUCAGGUAUUCUAAAGGAGCAUUGGUACCGGACAAUAAUAGUUCAUUGGGUGCACAAGAAUUCCCAACUGGGCGUAGGAGGGAGUAUGUUCCCUCCUCGGUUCCGGGAUCAAGAUUGCCUCAUAUGGAAAUUCAACUUUUUUCGAAAUUUCCAAGUGAGGGUGCCGCCAUGUCUACAUUAGACCUUGUUUCUAGUAAUAAAAUCGAGUACCUUCUCAUGAUACCGCCUAUCAAAGAGUCAUAUGAGUUGGCUCGAGCUGCAUUUAAGGUGGCCGAGGAUUAUAAAGUAUCACUGAAAGUAUGUGUAAUGUGGCAAGAACAAACAAGUGGUGGAAUUCACAGCAGCGAAAAUGCAGUCUUGCCAUGGACUAAUGUUGUCGAUGUCAUCCAAGUGAGGAAGCGCUCGGAUUCAUCGCCUUCAUGGUGGGAUCUGUGUGGGAUGAGUGAUAGAGGUGCUAUUUUAGUUAGGCCCGACGAGCACAUUGCUUGGCGAUGUUCGAAAGUGGAAGUUAGGGAAGAUCCUGUCUUGAUUCUUAGAGGAGUUUUUCGUGCUUUGCUGGGAUGGGAUGGGAUGAGAUCGACCGGCGUAAGUAACGCGUAAGUCUUUGCAAUAACCAUACUUGAAAUAGUGAUUUUUUCUUCUUGUUUUGGAACAUACAUAUAUAUAUAUAUACAUAUGUACAACAUUGCUCAAUUUAAAAUUAAUUGUUGACGCAUAUGUGUAUAAUAAAAAAAUGUGUUGUUUGUCCCCUAA